Didymodactylos carnosus is the source of this 1083-nucleotide messenger RNA. The record is from the annotation of a GenBank genome assembly. NCBI's taxonomy places the organism in Eukaryota, Metazoa, Rotifera, Eurotatoria, Philodinida, Philodinidae.
AUGUCUGAAUCUAGAAGCGGUGGAGAUGUUGGCAUCUCAAUGCAAACCAAUUACCAAAGCAAGGUUGUUGCACCAAGAAACCCAACCCUUUGUAGAGGACCAAAAGCAGAACAAAAAUUUACACCGUCAACAUUUCUCAAAGAAAUGUCACUUGAUACGCAACAAAAAUUGUACAACACACGCGAAAUGUACAUUCCAAAAAUUAUCGCGUUAUCGGAUAUGUCUGAAACAACAUUGCAAACGACAUCAAAAGUAGAGAUCGAUGAACCCUUAUUUCAGCCUUAUCCGUCAGAUAUUGUUUUUCAAAAAUUUGAACCAUUUAAGACCUACGAUGUACCACUUUUAUUAAGAAACAAUGAUAAAGUUGCACGUGCUGUUAAAGUGACACAAGUAGACACACCCUAUUUUAAAAUUAUUGCGCCACCUAACGCAGCGCACAAAGUGGCACCAGGAGUAGCCAUUGUUUACAAAAUACAAUUUAUACCAGAAGAGCAAAGGGAUUACACUCAUGAAAUCAUCAUAGCAACUGAACGUGAAAAGUUUUUAAUUCCGAUCCGAGCAAUCGGUUCACGUGCUAUUCUUGAUUUUCCGGAUGAGGUUACAUUUCCAACAACAGCCGUAAAAAGUACAAACAGUAAAGUGUUGUUUGUACGAAAUGUGGGUACGAGAGAAGCUCGAUUUGUAUUGCAAGCGAACAAACCCUAUUAUGUAUCACCUGAAAAUGGUAUAUUACCGGUUGGUGAAAGUAUGCAGGUAACUGUUGAUUUUAAACCAACUGUGAAUGGAGAAAUUAAAGAUGAAAUGAUUGUUGCAUAUGACACAGGAGAGAAAAUUUACGUUCAUCUAUAUGGUGUUUCUCAAGAUAUUAAUGUUCGAUUAGAUAAAAAGUCUGUUAAUUUUGAGAAUACUCAUAUAACCAUGACAAACCAGCGUACAAUUAAAAUAAAUAAUUACAGUGAUCAACUCGUUCAUUACCAAUGGAAACAAUAUUCAACCGAAAGAGAAGAAGAACAACAAAAAUUAAAACAAUUACAUGCAAUAUCAGACGAUGAAAUAAAUGCUAUACAAAAAUUGAACGGUUAG